AUGGCGGAGCUCACGUCGAUGAAGCUCAAUGCAGAGUCACAUUUGCUGCUCCCCCUGCUCCGCAUGCCCUACGAGCUCUCGCGGCGCAACUUCAAAAACGCCCAGCGCGUGAUCGAACACUCGUCUGCCAACAUGACCACCUCGCUCGCCGCUGCCACCAAAGCAGCCUCGAAAUCCGCCUCACCCGACGCCACGCUCGAUUCGCUGGAUGCCAUGAUCAGCAAGAUGCAGGUCCUGAAGCGGAAACUAGAGGGUUUGCACGAGGAGGAGACGCGCAUACAUAAAAGCGCCAAGGCACGGUUACGGCAUCUCCAAGACCUGUACGAUGUGAACAGCUUGGUGGACGUCAAAUACGAUGAGUGGUCGCGAACGAGGCUGUCAAGAUUGCUUGUCGACUAUCUCCUGCGCGAAGGCUACUCCGAGUCGGCGGCGCAUCUUGCUCAGAGCAAGGAGAUUGAGGACCUCGUGGACGUGGAUGCCUUUAUCGCAUGCCACAAGAUUGAGCGGAGCUUACGGGAGGGCAUGAGUACCAGCCUCGCAUUGGACUGGUGCAAGGAGCACAGCAAGGAGCUGAAGAAGGGGGGCAGUAUGCUGGAGUUCGAGCUCAGAUUGCAACAGUACAUUGAGCUGGUCAGGCAGGGUCACGAGGCAGGCUUGAGUGAUAUGGACGGCAUAGAGGGUCAUGGCAUGAAUGGAGUGAGUCUCGGCACAGGCGGCGGCGAGACCAAACUCGUCGAGGCAAGAGUGCAUGCGAAGAAGUACUUGAGCACGAGUGGGGACUUUGAGCUCCUCCGUAAAGCUGCUGGAUUGCUUGCCUACAAGCCUUGGGAUGACGUAGAGCCAUAUGUGUCGCUCUACUCUCCAUCACGGUGGGCUCAUCUAGCGAACCUCUUCCUCUCGACGCACCACAACCUCUACUCGCUCCCGCCCCGACCGCUCCUUCACAUCGCGCUUUCUGCGGGGCUCUCUGCCCUGAAAACUCCAGCGUGCCACUCCGCGUAUACAUCGUCAUCGGCCAAUGCGUCAUCGGCCACCACAUCCGUGUGCCCCAUCUGCAGCACCGAGCUCAACGAGCUUGCGCGCAACGUCCCCUAUGCGCACCACACCAAGAGCAUCGUGAAGAACGACCCAGUGGUGCUCCCCAACGGAAGGAUAUAUGGCCGCGAUCAACUGACGGCGUUCAACAAGAAAGUCGGAACCGAGAGCGGGUGGGUCAGGGAUCCAGUUGAUGGUAUCAAGGGAGAGGCUUGGAGCGAAAGCGAGGUGCGCAAAGUGUACAUCAUGUGA
Molecule: messenger RNA, 1287 nt
Organism: Parastagonospora nodorum SN15
Lineage: Eukaryota; Fungi; Ascomycota; Dothideomycetes; Pleosporales; Phaeosphaeriaceae
Exons: 3
Coding region: 1-1287 (428 amino acids)
Biological process (GO): proteasome-mediated ubiquitin-dependent protein catabolic process
Cellular component (GO): GID complex; cytoplasm; nucleus
Molecular function (GO): ubiquitin protein ligase activity; protein binding
Source: RefSeq, a predicted model, not a curated record